Messenger RNA from Pichia membranifaciens NRRL Y-2026, 1444 nucleotides. RefSeq lists its product as hypothetical. The transcript has a single exon. Gene Ontology annotation, biological process: cellular response to oxidative stress; cell redox homeostasis. Gene Ontology annotation, molecular function: thioredoxin peroxidase activity. Lineage: Eukaryota; Fungi; Ascomycota; Pichiomycetes; Pichiales; Pichiaceae. The record is from RefSeq and is a predicted model, not a curated record. Bases 294 to 1043 code for a protein of 249 amino acids. Gene Ontology annotation, cellular component: cytoplasm.
ACUUGCCAGCAGAGGAGAACAAGAAGGAGUAAUAGGCAAUUCUGUCGCCUUAAAAGUAUCCAAGCUGCCUGGUAAGUAAUAAUUUACUAUGCCAUUGUCUCUAUCUGAGAGUGAGAGUGCUCGGCACAGACGCACUGAUUUCCCACCUUCUCAGGUGUGGAGGGGGGGGUGGUGUUCCACAAAUUAAUUUUGCUGGUAAUUGGCAGCCAAGUUGGAAGGAAGCAAUGCGAUAACGGAGAUGUGUACCGUCCAAUUGGUUACACACUACACAUUGACCCCCGACUGAGCACACAAUGUCCACAGCCCCCCGUCGUUCUAAGAGACUUGAAGCAAUCAAGGAUGAAUUAGCUGUGAGCACCGAGAAACCACAGCCACUCAAGAGUGAGCCAGUCAAAAAGGCUGCUUCCAAAGGCAAAGUCGUCAAGAAGGAAAACAGCAAGGCAAACGGCAAGACAAAAGCAGGUAAAAAGGACACCAAGUCUGCUACAACAGAAAGUAAGGGCAAGUCCAGGUCUGUGAAGAAGGAGCCGAUUGUCAUUGAGGAUGAUGAGAAAGCCAAGGAGGAGGAAGAUGAAGAAGCCAAGACGGAAUUGGAGGAAGGAGACAUUUUGCCAAAGAACCUUGAGUUGGAGACCCAGGACUCAAAGAAGAUCAAUUUACUGAAAUAUGCCAAGGAUGCGCAUAUACUAGUUAUCUUUGCAUAUCCAAAAGCGUCAACCCCAGGGUGUACUAGACAAGCACAAGGGUUCAGAGACGAGUACUCCAAAUUGAACGGUGACUUGAAGGCUUCUGUUUUGGGGUUGAGUGCUGACAAUGCUGCUGCGCAAACCAAGUUCAAGGAGAAGCAGAACUUGCCUUACGAUCUUUUAUGUGAUCCUAGCAAGAAGCUGAUUACUCUCCUCGGGUGUAAGAAGACACCUUCAGGUACGAUCAGAUCACAUUUUAUUUUCGUGGAUGGUGUUUUGAAGGUAAAGAAGGUGAAGAUCAGUCCCGAGGCAAGUUUCAAAGGCGCCCUGGAACAAGUCACCGAACUCUCCAAAUGAGGAAAGAGGGUAACACCUUGUAUCGAUACUCGUACCGUUAUUAUUAUUAUUAUUGUUGUUGAAUGUAGAAUUUAGAAUGUAUACUCUGAUCGCCUAGUUUAUUUAGCUCUAGAAGUUUUCAAAUAAUUACGCUGUACUUGUUUUUGUUUGGAUGUGAGUUUUAUUUGUUGUUUUGCUUUAUAUAUAUAUAAAAGAGGGAAAGGUUGAAAAGAAAGUAGUACAGAUGGAUACCAUGCAAAUUUUCUUAACGGUUGGACUUGGCAACUCUCUCUAAUUCAUCCUUCUUCUUGAUGGCGUAAGAAGUGGAGGAACCCUUAGCAGCGUUGACUAAUUCUUCGGCCAAACAUUCAGCAAUGGUCUUGAUGUUUCUGAAGGCAGCUUCUCUGGCACCGAUGGUCAAC